GAGGACAAAUUAUUAAUCCAUGUUAAAUGCUGAUUCGAUCUCACCAAAGUGCAGCAGCAACACUUUUAAAAGUUAUGGAAAUGAGUCCUUUGGCAAACAGGGGGGUGUUAAUCUAUCACAAAGAUCUUAGUUCAAAUGUUUUAAAUCUUAAAACGGGCAGCAAAUAUUUAUUACUAAUGACUGUUUUCUUUUUGUUUCAGAUAAAAUUCAGAGUUUAAUUGCACUGUGACGGCAGUUGAAAAAGUCUCAGUGCAUAAUUAAACUUAAGACGCAGAAUGUUUUCUUCUCUGUUGCGUAUCACUCAUGAAUUCUGUAGUUUAAUGCAUCUUUGCACAUUUUGAUUUACAUAUUACUUUAAAAAAAAAAAAGUGAAGACAUCUGCACAAUAUAAUGUUAUUAAUUAAUUUAACAUCUCUGAGUAUAUUAAUUCUUUGUGUGUUUGAUUGUCUGGUUAUUUGUUUUCGUUGUGGAAAGAGAUAAAGAUGUUUUGUGAAUUUGUGUUUUGUCUAUUGCAUGUGUUUUCUUAAGGUUGAGCUCUCAGGGCCACCGUACAACUGGCCAAGUUACCUCAGUAUUUGGCAAGCGGUGUCUAUCACUUUAAUGCCAGACUGUUAAAGGAUUUUAGAGGCAGGAUACUGAUAUUGGAGCCUAAAUACAGUUACCUGCUGUCUGUGGAUAUCUUUGGCAUCUCUGGACUUCUGUGAAGACAGAUCAUAAAAUAAUAAUUUUAUGAUACGAUAACACCAUAGUUAAUCUCACAGUUAAAAUCCUGACUCGUUAUAAACAGCUGUGCUGUGUAGUAUAGUGUUAUACAAACAGGGCUUUGUGAAUCAUGUCGUCUUUUCUCAGUGCCUGCAGAUUUUUCCUUUAACCUGCUUAAUGCAAACUUAAAAACCAGUAAUGGAAACACAUGAAUUACAAAAAACAAAAACUCAAAUGCAAAAAAAUGUAUACGCUCGCAUGAGGUGAUUUUAAAGCUCAUUCGACAAAGCAAUAUUUUCCUAAAUUAAAUUGCAUUCAAGUUGAGGCCCCCGCCAUAUCACGCCCCCAGGAGCCGGUUCCAACUGAGAGGCAGACUGCUGGCCUGCUUCCCAGCGUCUCUUGGGCAUAUGUCUUUAUUAUUUCAGGUCUGUAGGUAAAUCUCACCUUCAUUUGCCAGCAGUCAAAUGGUGCAGUGAUAGGGAGCUGAUAGUUGACUUAAGGGCGUCUGCUAGUCAAAUUAUUGUUCUUAUAUAAGAAGUGAAAAAGUAGUGAAACGUACAGCUUGAUGUCAGAGGCUCAUCGAGCAGCACCAAGAGUUUCUCACUGACGACACUGCAAACCAACACAUCAAGACAGGACUGUGGUGGUGAUGAUGAUGAUGAUGAAGAGCGACCUCUCAAGACCCUCCCUCCUCCUCCUCGUCCUCUGUAGUUCAGCAUCUGGACUGGGAUCAGUGGUGUUAAGAUACUAUUUAUACAUCAGACAUUACUACACCUGGGAGCAAGCUCGCAGUUACUGCCGGAGCUCAGGUUUCAACGGUGACUUGGCCGUCAUCUAUACGCAGUCAGAUGUAAACAAUAUAAACUUACACCAAUAUCACGCAUGGCACGGCCUGCAUCUGCCCAGCUCUUCAAGUUCCUGGGCUUGGUCCGGUGGGCCAGCCAAUAGCCACAUUACCUGGGGAAGAGAUGAGCCACAACGAGGUGACGAAUGUGCUUACGUCUCUUACACCAAAAGAUGGUUUUAUGGCUCCAAUUGUGGAGUGUAUUACUUCUUCUUCUGUGACACGAUCCAGGCCAACAACUACAAAUACAUAUUCAUACCUCAGUCAAAGACAUGGUCUGAGGCCCAGCAGUUCUGCAGGAGUAAAUACCGAGAUCUAGCAACUCUAAGAAACACUGAAGCCAUGUCCAAAGCUAUUGUCCCACGGGACUUUCCGGUCUGGACUGGACUGCGCAGAGAUGGGGGAACGUGGAAGUGGACCAAAGGGAGUUCCGAGUACAGAAAUUGGGCAUCAAAUGAGCCGAGUAACAACGGCGACUGUGUCUCCAUCUUUUCUUUGAGAAAAGAGAUGGCUACCCAAAACUGCUCCGCCCGCUUUCCCUUCAUCUGCUACAGGGACAACCUGGUCCUGGUAAAGGAGAGCAAGACCUGGGAGGAGGCGCUGGAACACUGCAGAGCUCUCAGCACACCGACCACCUACAACCGUCGAUAUGAGCUGGUCAGCGUGCAGCCUGGAGAAGACCAUGACUUUGUGAUGAACAAGGUCAUGCAGGCCGACACAGAGGAGGUGUGGACUGGCCUUCGUUUCCUGGCUGGUCAUUGGCUGUGGAUUAACGGGGCAGAUAUGUUGUACCCUGACCUGCCCGUCUGCCCCCUCAUGAAGCAGCACUGUGGAACCUUAUCCAAGAACAGCACAGGAAAUAUGGAGACCAGAGACUGUGAAGAGAGAAAGAACUUCCUUUGUUACAGCAAGUGAUCAUCAUCUGCAUCAGGGUAGUCGCUGCCACAUUGUCUUGCGAACAUCAUCCACCUUCUCUGUUGAUGUUCUCAUGCCAGCAAAUGUUUGGUACACCUGUUCUAUAGAUGCUAGAUGUAGGUUAUGUAAAUAGGCCUUUAAAUUCAUUUAUGGAAUAUGAAUCACACUAUGUUUUUUUCUUAUAAAAUGUUAUGGUUCUCUCAUAGAUCAUGUAUCAGCUGAUUAACUGAUCAACUGUCAUCAAAUCUCUUUGUUUAUCAUUACAUUACAAAAAUCCUUAAAAGAUUUAACAUGAAACUUUACUAUUUUCAAAAUGUAGCAGGUUUUAUCUCACAUUUUUUAUAUUAAAGGGUUAGUUUAAUGAAU
Seriola aureovittata is the source of this 2827-nucleotide messenger RNA. RefSeq names its product secretory phospholipase A2 receptor-like. The record is from RefSeq and is a predicted model, not a curated record. NCBI's taxonomy places the organism in Eukaryota, Metazoa, Chordata, Actinopteri, Carangiformes, Carangidae. The transcript has 6 exons. Bases 1352 to 2461 code for a protein of 369 amino acids.